Messenger RNA from Lytechinus variegatus (green sea urchin), 3934 nucleotides. RefSeq names its product parafibromin-like. The record is from RefSeq and is a predicted model, not a curated record. Lineage: Eukaryota; Metazoa; Echinodermata; Echinoidea; Temnopleuroida; Toxopneustidae. Gene Ontology annotation, cellular component: Cdc73/Paf1 complex. Gene Ontology annotation, biological process: transcription elongation by RNA polymerase II; positive regulation of transcription elongation by RNA polymerase II. The transcript has 15 exons. The coding region runs from base 174 to 1781 and encodes 535 amino acids. Gene Ontology annotation, molecular function: RNA polymerase II complex binding.
CGUCAUUCCAUCAUGCAGCUGCUUGAAAUAAUAUCGGUCGAAUUCAAAGCUUGCGAGUUUGUGCAUGGCUGGGCGACACACUUGGAGUUUGGGGCGAUUUGUUUUACGUGCCAGCUAUUAUUAAUAAUGCGACAAAGUUUUGAGGAAAGGUUGAGGGAGGCUGAGACAGCGAUAUGGCUGACGUUUUAAGUUUACUUCGUGUUUAUCACUCUCAGAAUAAGGUUAUAACAGAAAGAAACGACGAUGUUAUUUUCGGAGAAUUUUCAUGGCCCAAAGAUACCAAAACCAACUACGUUACUUAUGGUACGGGCAAAGAAGGGGAGGCAAAGAGUUACUACACACUAGAAUCUAUCCUCUACCUACUGAAGAAUGAGAAGCUCACUCACACCAGCUAUGUCAAGAAAGCACUUGAAGAGAAUAUUCCAGUAGUUCGUCGUCCCGACAGGAGAGAUCUGCUUGCCUAUCUUAGUGGGGAAAUAAAAACAUCUGCAAAUAUCGACAAAAGUGCACCCCCUGAAAUAUCAAGGCAGAGACCAACACAAGUCAAAAGAAGUGCAGAUGAACCGCAGACAGAAACGACCAAGAAAAGAAGAUUUGAGGAUGAUGAAGUUCGACGAGACAAGAAACGUCUGUUGGAGAGACUUGAGGGUCAUAAAGAAGGUGCCGUGGCAACCACUGAUCACAUUCGAUCCCUCUCUGAUACAAUGUCCAUCGAGCGUAUCGCAUCCAUCAGAGCGAAGAUCCAUACCAAGAAACGUGUGACCAUCAAGGCAGACGUGGAGGCUGACCUUGGGGUUGGAGGUCUUGAGCAGCGUAGUUUCAUUGAUGCCGAGGUUGACGUCUCAAGGGAUAUCAUGAGCAGAGAAAGGAAUUGGAGAACAAGAACAUCUGUACUAAGGAGCAAUGGAAAGGAAUUCAAGAACAUCUUUGCUAUUCUUCAGUCGGUGAAGGCAAGAGAAGAGGGCAAGCAAGGCCAACAGAAUCAAAAUCAAUCAUCACACCAAACCCCAUCACAAAGCCAGCCCACAGAAAGAAGAAAAACGGUUCAGCAGACUGCACAGUACAACAGAUACGAUCAGGAGAGAUUCAAAGGAAAAGAAGAAACUGAGGGUUUCAAGAUCGAUACUGGUGGCUCCCAUAUGCUGGCCUUCCAUGGGAUGUCUAAUCUCAACAAACCUGCACAGGAAACUGCACCUGCCAGGAAACCUGUUACCCCUGCACCAGCACCGCGCCCGGAACCCGCAGCGGCCCCUAAGCCCCAGGCACCUGCCAAAAGGGUAUCGCGUACCCCCAUCAUCAUCGUCCCUGCAGCCACUACAGCUCUCAUCACACUCUAUAAUGCCAAGGAUAUAUUACAAGAUUUUAGGUUUAUUACGUCGGAAGACAAGAAGAAGCAAGGUGCUAGGAAGGAGAACGAUGUCUUGAUCCAGAGGAGAAAAGACGACGGUAGCACGGUGCCCUACAGGGUCAUAGACACAAUCACCAAACUCACCCAAGCAGAUUGGGAUCGUGUUGUAGCAGUAUUUGUUCAAGGACCAACGUGGCAAUUCAAAGGAUGGCCAUGGAUGAAUGGCAACAACCCUGUAGAUAUCUUUGCUAGAAUUCGUGGUUUCCAUUUGAAAUUUGAUGAAUUCAAGAUUGACCCAAACGUCAAGAAAUGGAACGUCCACAUAAUGGAGAUCAGUCGGAGUAAACGCCAUUUGGACAAAGCUAGACUUCUCAAUUUCUGGGAAGUAUUGGACAAGUACAUGGUGAAAAACAAAUCACAUUUGAGAAUCUAAAGCUGAAGAUGGAACUCUUGUUAUUCGGGGCAGUACUCAAAAAGCAACAUUGAAGGUCCAGUGGCAUGACGAAUCCUGGAGUCAAGACUAGACGCAUUGGAUUAGUACACUGAACAGACUACAUGAAUGUUUGAUGGGCGAUCUCAGACAUAAUCAUCAGUCAUCAUUAUUGAUGACCAGUAACAUGUGAUUCAUAUGUUUCCAUCACUGACAAUGGAUAGUGCUAUCAAUCACCAGUGGUUAUCUGUAACAUAUCAUUCAGACAUUAUUACUGCUUGUGAUGGAUAGCGAUAUCAUUCAAUAUUGACGAUCGGUGAAGUAUUUUUCAGAUGUUAUUACCAUUUGUAAUGGAUCGCAGUCAAUCACCAGUGGUUAUCCGUAACAUAUCAUUCAGACAUUAUUACUGCUUGUGAUGGAUAGCAAUAUCAUUCAAUACUGACGAUCGGUGAAGUGUUUUUCAGAUGUUAUUACCAUUUGUAAUGGAUAGCGCUGUCAAUCACCAGUGGUUAUCCGUAACAUAUCAUUCAGAAUUAUUACUGCUUGUGAUGGAUAGCGAUAUCAUUCAAUACUGACGAUUGGUGAAGUGUUUUUUUUUUUCAGAUGUUAUCACCAUUUCUAACAGAUAGCGCUAUCAAUCACCAGUGGUGAUCAGUAACUCGUCAUUCAAUAGUGGCGAUCGGUGAGGUGUUUUUUUAGACGCUAUCACUAUUUCUAACGGAUAGCGUUAUCAGUCACCGGUGGUGAUUGGUAAUGUAUCAGGUUUUAUCACUUCUUGCAAUAGGUAACAUGUUAGCAUUGCAAUGUACGAUGCGUCACAAUGCACGGUACGCAUUGCCCAUGGUGAUACAUAUCACAAUACAAAUAACAGCACACCAUAUCAUGCAAUAUCAAAGGCCCCCCCCCAUUAUAAUUAGCGGAGAAGAGUAAUUAUUCAUUCUGACAUUAUUACGACUUGCUAUUCACAGCACAAACAUGGUUGCAAGUGGUGACAGGCGUCGAUUGGCAAUCGGUCACCACUCACAAUAAAGGAUCAUUCAGUCAUGUGAUCUAUGACCAUUGGUCAUUGAUAGCACUGUCCAUCAUGAUUGGCUAUAAUGCUGAUAUUGAAAUAUUUGUUUUAGAGGAAUAAACUCACCAAGGGUCUGCUACACAAAGCAUAGCGAUUGAUCACAAUCCGUUUGUUGAUAUUUCUUGGUAACAGACAUAGGCAUUACACCUGGUACAUGUCUUAGAGGGGUUCCAUGACAUUUGCUCUGGUGACAUUUGCUCCGAUGGAAAAUCUGCAUGUUAAGCCAAACAUUUAUAAUCUGACCUCCAAAACUAAAUAAACCUUAAGCCUUAUCUUAAAAUUAUUCUGAACCAAAAACCCUAUUGCAACCCUAACCGUAUGCCCUCUGAGAUAUUUGGACUGGAGCAAAUGUUGUGUCACCCAUAGAGGUGUAACCCUUGUUUAGGGGAGAGGGAUAAAAUGUUAAGUAGAAGAAAGUGGAAUUUGGAAUUGAUUUUAUGAAGAGAGCUAUGGUAGAAUGUGUGUACUGCAAAACCGUAGAAAAGUCUCAGAAUGAUCGACAUGUUUGUGUACAGAAAAGGGUGUUGAAUCAUUGCACCAUUUGUAUUUUUCAGCUACUUUUCAUAUCUUCAUAGAAGUAUCGGUAUUAGUACCGUUCAAAUGACAAACAAAAAUGGAGUGGGCCAAGACCUUUUUCUUCUCCAGACCAUUUGGCAAAUUACAUUAUUUUCUUCUUUUUGAGUAUUUGAUGCAAGACCAUAUAAAAUGAUUGUAUGCCCCACACCGUAAUUGUUUUUAAUAUGCCAUAAAUUGAUCGAAAUAGACCCUGAUAUCAUGUAAACAACCUAUUUAUGUAGCAUAUGAAUUUGUUUCACUGGUUGGAAUGCGAGUGUCCAUAUGUUACAUGUUAAUUGGCAGAUCAGUCCAUGAUAUUUGUAUUUUCUAGCAAUAAAAGAUGCAUACUAUUCCCUAAAACACUAAUACAACCUGUGUAAUAUGUAAUUCUUACUUUGCUUCAAAAUCUAGACACUUUGCAAAGAAAACAGCAUUCCUGGAUAAAAUAAUCACUUUGUCAAAGUUGCUUUAAAGUAGGUAAAAGCACCAUAUAUGUAAAUAAACCCUCGGCGCAUUUACUUUCCUUGUU